Myotis davidii is the source of this 835-nucleotide messenger RNA. RefSeq names its product phosphomevalonate kinase (gene PMVK). Gene Ontology annotation, biological process: cholesterol biosynthetic process; isopentenyl diphosphate biosynthetic process, mevalonate pathway. NCBI's taxonomy places the organism in Eukaryota, Metazoa, Chordata, Mammalia, Chiroptera, Vespertilionidae. The transcript has 4 exons. The record is from RefSeq and is a predicted model, not a curated record. Bases 74 to 625 code for a protein of 183 amino acids. Gene Ontology annotation, molecular function: phosphomevalonate kinase activity. Gene Ontology annotation, cellular component: cytoplasm.
CUUCGCUGGGCUAAAAGGGCCCAACUGCCAAGGCCUCUCCAGUUUAAAAAAACCGGUUUAACAAUAAAGUAGCAUGUGUGCGGUUAAGCCCCUCCCCCGGAAUGACGCCAUCGGGCCACCCUCUGACGUCAUCGCCUCGGUUCAGAGACAGACCCAGUUGCACCGCGGGCACCGUGUAGACGCGCUUCCGCACAUGCACUGUCACACGCACACGCAGAGGCGGUUUGGAAAGCUGCUCCCAGCGAGCACGCUCGCCCUUUGUCAGCAACAUUCGCAGGGCUGCAGGGAGGGAGGACUCGGCGAGGACGUCUGUGCUGUCCUCCGGCUCUCUGGUCCCCUCAAGGAGCAGUAUGCCCAGCUGGUGAGUGACACACGGAGGCUGUCUGAUAUCCAGUGGUUCCGGGAGGCCUAUGGGGCUGUGACACAGACAGUCCGCGUGGUGGCCUCGGAGCAGAGCCGACAGCAGCGGGGCUGGGUGUUCACACCAGGAGUGGACGAUGGCGAGUCCGAAUGCGGCCUGGACAACUUUGGGGACUUUGACUGGGUCAUCGAGAACGACGGAGACGAGCAGCGCCUGGAGGAGCAGUUGGGGAACCUGAUAGGAUUUGUCCGCUCCAGACUUUAGUUGUUUCUAGGAGCACCGACGCUGCCGGGUGAGGGUGGGGCUAACUCUGCCAGAUGUGCUGGCCCAGCGGAGAGCACACGGGGGUCUGGCCCAGCAGGUGUCAGACAGGACAAGAAACCUCCAGGAACUGUAACUUUUCUUUAAUAUGUUUUUAUCGAUUUCAGAGAGGAAGGGGGAGCGAAAGAGAGACAGAAACGCCAGUGUUGAGAG